Botrytis sinoallii is the source of this 3117-nucleotide messenger RNA. RefSeq lists its product as uncharacterized. Gene Ontology annotation, cellular component: membrane. The transcript is spliced from 5 exons. Bases 1 to 2373 code for a protein of 790 amino acids. Gene Ontology annotation, molecular function: transmembrane transporter activity. Gene Ontology annotation, biological process: transmembrane transport. NCBI's taxonomy places the organism in Eukaryota, Fungi, Ascomycota, Leotiomycetes, Helotiales, Sclerotiniaceae. The record is from RefSeq and is a predicted model, not a curated record.
AUGUCCCAAACGCAGACCAUUCACCAAAGUCUCUCUACCGAGGUCCCCCUUUCCGUACUUAGGCCAGAGGCAGUUUCAUCAUCACAAAAUACACCAUCUCGCCCCCUGUCUGACCCAUCGUCAUCUCCUCUUGAAUCAACAUCGAAUUUUGCCCUGAUCUUGAAAAUUACAUCAUCAAUCCUUGCCUUUUUCACCGCCGGUCUCAAUGAUGGUAGUCUCGGUUCUCUCAUCCCUUACAUAUUAGACACAUAUUCGCUUUCCACAUCAUCCAUCGCCUUUCUAUAUCUCUCCUGCUUUCUCGGCUGGGUAAUUGCGGCAAUUACUAUUCCCUUUCUCCAAACCCAUCUACGUCUGGGCAUUGGUGGGAUACUACUUCUAGGUGCGAGUUUGCAACUUUUGACUCAAUUUAUAAGAAUCUGGGGGUCCCCAUGGCCAUUGUUCGUAGUGAGCUUUGGUCUGGCGGCUCUAGGUCAGGCAUACCAAGAUGCUCAAGCAAAUACUUAUAUAGCCCAGGUUGGUGACAAGGCACAUCGGUGGUUGGGUGUGGUACACGCGGCGUAUAGUGUGGGGUGUUUGCUUGGUCCAUUGGCUGUAACUGGCAUUGCAACUGUCAAGCCGGUGCACUGGAUGGAGAGUUAUGGGGCUUUGGCUGGAGUUGCAGGCUUGAAUGUUUGUGUGGUAGCUUGGGCCUUUGCAAGAGAUAUAGUGACCAAAACGCGGCAUGAUCAAGAUAGCGAAGAACAAGGUGAAGAAAGUGAACAAAGUGAUCAUGCAAGAAGAGGAAAUGCAAUGUGGAGAGAUAUUGGGGAAGUCCUGAGAGAAAAAAGCGUCUGGAUUAUCAGUUUUUUCUUUUUCUUUCAUUUGGGUAGCGUCAUAACCAUCGGCGGUUGGCUAGUGACUUACCUCCUCACUCUCGCGCCCAAUUCAGGAAUCCAAGCUUCAUCGAUUGGCUACCUUCCCACUCUCUUCUACGCAGGAAACGCACUCGGUCGUCUCUUCCUCAUCGAACCUACUCAUCGAUUCGGUGAAAAGCCAAUGAUCCUCCUCUAUUCCUUGCUAUGCAUUAUUCUCCAGAUCAUUAGCUGGAGACUCUCCAGUCUAAUUGGCAGUGUCGUCAUUGUAUGUUUACUCGGAUUCCUUCUGGGACCAUUUUUCCCAGCAGCAAUUACGCAUACCAAACUACUUCUUCCGUCGAGAAUCAUUACACCUGCCUCGAGUAUAAUUUUUGUGAUUGCGCAAGCCGGUGGAAAUAUAUUUCCAGCUAUGACUGGUAUUUUGGCGGCGAAUUUGGAUGGUGGGGAUGGGGCAGGAGCUAGAGUUUUGCAACCAGUCGUUUUAGGGCUGUUGGGGUGUAUGAUGGGGGCUUGGUGGUUUGUUCCGGGGGUUGAUCUAGCCAUCGAUGGUAAUCAACCUGAAAGUGGUAUUCGUAUUCUUGCUGGAAAAGGUUGGAGUAACGCAGAUGCUGUAUUACCCGACGAUUGGAAAGUAGCUUUACCUUUCACCAAAACUUCCUAUUCUAAGAUAUUAUCUGCUUCGUCUUUCAAUAUUCCAAGCAACUUUCUUCAAAUCCACCGUAGUGGGAUCACUCGAUCUUUCAAAACUACUUCUACAAGCUCUCAAACCGAAUUACUAACAACCCUCACGUUCAAACUCGGAUCUGCCAUCAAUAACUGGAAUCUCCUUACUUUGAGUAAAAGCUCUAGUACUCGCAUAACCACUGGCCUCUUUAUCGCACACGAGGACAUAGAUAUCGUUCCUUUACCAUUCAACGUCGAUUCCUAUCUGGGAGUUAGUCAGCCAUGGUGUAUCGCUAGGCUAUUCAUACGUCAUAAAUUAAAGCAAUUAGAUGACAGAAUCAACAAUACGGAAGUUGAUAUCAACGCAAUUGAAAGUGUUACCGGUCAGCACAAUAGAUGGGUUGAUACCGACAAAAUACAAAAUUCUAACAAUCAAGGUGAUGAAAACUAUGUUUCCUCAAUAGAUCCGUUACACAUAGACUUCAUAGGUACGACUACCGAUUUGAGCAAAGCAGAGUAUAGUGUGGCUGGACUUUCAGUCUGUAUCAAAGGAGCAUUGUUUGCAACAAAGGUGUUAGAUGGACUGGACCAGGAAGGGAAGCAGACAAUUGGAGAAUUGAGGGAUCAUUGCGAGCAUAUGCUUUUAAAGAUGGAGUAUCUACAGAUGAGAAGGGAUGCUCUACUUUCUGUCAUUCAACAAUUCCAAGCAGAAGCCUCUGCUCGCCGUGCCAUAUUCUUGACGGAAGCUUCAACCGACCUUGCAAAAGCGAGUAGGAAGGAUAGCGAGGUCAUGAAAAUCAUUGCUAUAGACACAAAACGAGACUCAAAAGCCAUGAAAACGAUCGCUAUUCUAUGAAUGGUUUUCUUGCCGGGAACUUUCAUUGCAUCAGUCUUUGCAAUGCCAGUGUUCACUUGGACACCUGACGGCUCCAUGAUAAUACAAAAAGGCUUUGGGUAUUACUGGGCUGUCACAGUUCCGUUAACAUUGAUAAUAUUGGUGGCCUGGGCUGUAAGCAUGGUAAUCCCACAUCGCCAUAAAGGGGUGUUAAGCGAUGAGAUUGAGCUGGAGAGUCUUCGCCCCGUAUCAAUUAACAAAAGACCGACAAACAAUAUACUUAGACCUUCAAAUUCAAUGAGUCGGAGUUGAAAGCCUUGAAUUGACGACGCGAGAUCACAAAUUUCUUUACGCCCUAGCCACAGAUCCUCGAAUCACAGAGCCAGAAGUUCUACCCGGAUUUUGAGGAAUUCUGCGAGCAAUUGACGAAUUUCGAACGAUAACUGAAACAAAACGUAGCAAUCGGUGAGAGCAUCUGGCGUAAGUCAAUUGACUUCGGAUGAUAGCUAUAGAAGUAUAUACUCAAUCAGCAAUAAUGAAUUGGAGGGCAGAAGGCCACUUGGUGGAGAUUGACUUCUCAGUGAAUAUUCUUAGCCCAAAUGGGGUUUCUCAGUCUUCCAGAUCAGAUUCGACAAUCAAAUAUUCCUUCAGAUUUGAAACCUAGAGAAUAUAGUUUGGUGUGUGAUUUGUAUCGUACAAAGCGUGCUUUUUAUUUUUUCACUCCUCUCCGCUCUCGCGAAUUUACCCCUUCAUCUGAACCGAGAG